AUGGGGGCCAGUCGGAAGCUGCAGGGCGAGAUCGACCGCGUGCUCAAGAAGGUGCAGGAGGGCGUCGACGUCUUCGACAGCAUCUGGAACAAGGUCUACGACACCGAGAAUGCCAACCAGAAGGAGAAGUUCGAGGCCGACCUCAAGAAGGAGAUCAAGAAGCUGCAGCGCUACCGCGACCAGAUCAAGACCUGGAUCCAGUCCAGCGAGAUCAAGGACAAGAAGGCUCUCAUGGAUGCCCGCAAGCAGAUUGAACGCGAGAUGGAACGAUUUAAGGUCUGUGAGAAGGAAACUAAAACCAAGGCCUUCUCGAAAGAAGGGUUAGGUCAACAGCCUAAAACUGAUCCUAGAGAGAAGGCUAAAGCUGAAACAAGAGAUUGGCUUAACAGUGUGGUUAGUGAUUUGGAAAAUCAGAUUGAUAAUUUUGAAGCGGAGCUUGAAGGACUUUCAUUUAAGAAAGGAAAACAAAGACCUCCUCGAUUGGUACAUUUAGAGAAAUCUAUUACGCGGCAUAAGGCUCAUAUAAAAAAAUUGGAGUCAAUUCUGAGACUCUUGGAUAAUGAUGAGUUGAGUCCUGAGCAAGUCAAUGAUGUGAAAGAUUUCCUAGAAGACUAUGUUGAACGUAAUCAGGAAGAUUUUGAUGAAUUUAGUGAUGUUGAGGAUCUCUAUAGCACAUUGCCUAUGGAGAAGGUUGAAGCACUCGAAGACAUGGUUUCACUUGCUCCUUCCAUUCUUAUCAAGGGUGUUGCUGCUGUUUCCACUACUGCAGUUUUGAGUACGAAGAGUCCGACAGCAACUUCACCUACUCAGGCUACUGUAUCAACAAUCUCACAAGGGACAUCACAAGAUCAAGCAGAGGAAACAACUACGCUAGAAAGCAAUCCUGAAUCGGUGCCACAAACACCACCUCCGAAGGGUGGAAAUCUGGGACCAUCAGUGCCAGUUGUGCCCACUGCCAUUAGUACCAGUGCUGCAGCUGUUUCCGUUUCGGCAGAUACUAUUACUUCCCCAGGCCCAGUACGACCAGUUAUUCCUGCCACAGCACCCACAAUAUUUGCUCCUGCUGCUGUUCGAAAUGCUCCAGAGAGCAUGCCUGCUGUUGCUUCAACUCCUGCAAACUUAUCUACUGCCGUGAAGGAUGAUGAAAGCAUGAGCUUUCCUCCACGUAGACCGUCUCCCGCAGUUACUGAAAUUGGUCUUGGCAGGGGUAUUGCCCGUGGCUUAACUAGUCAGCCUUUAGCUGCUCCCAUAAGUGUAGGCCCAGUUCCAGGAAAUGGGUCCAUUACUGCAAUUCCUCCAAUAAAUGACCUGUCCAAACGAAACAUAAUGAAUACCGAUGAGAGGGUUAACAGUGGCGGUCUUUCUCAGCAGUUGGUUUCACCUCUUGGUAGUAAAGUUCAACCACAGCCGGUUCUGAAGACUAACGACGCAGUUAGCUCUGAUUCCAGUAACACAAGUGAAAGUGCGGUUAUUGGAGGAAGGGUAUUUUCUCCUCCGGUUGUUCCUGGGGCUCAGUGGAGGCCUCAAGCUCCUGCUGGUUUCCAAAAUCAAAGUGAAACUGGUCAAUUUCGUGGAAGACCUGAGGUCACCGACCAAAGGGAGAAGUACUUGCAAAGAUUGCAACAAGUACAGCAGCAGCAGGGCAACCUUCUUAACGCUUCUCAUAUAACAGGCAUCAACCAGAAGCAAUUUCCAACCCAGCAGCCCAAUUCCCUCUUACAACAGUUUAAUUCUCAGAGUUCUUCUAUCUCUUCUCAAGGGGGCCUUGGGCUAGGGGGUCAGGGACCAGACGCUGGGCAAACAAAAAGUGAUGAGCAACAAGGCUUGGCCGAUGAUGCUAGUGUGGAGUCUGCUGCAACAACUGGACCUAAUAAGCACACCAAUGAAGAUGACACUAAGGCUCCUUAUUCGAAUCCUCCAGCAUCCGUAGCAGAAGGCACCCAGCUAUCUAGAGACUCUGAUCUAUCACCCGGGCAGCCUAUGCAAGCUGGCAUGCCAUCAUCUGGUGUUGGUGUUAUCGGCCGGAGGAGUGUAUCUGAUUUUGGAGCAAUUGGAGACAAUCUCAGUGGAGCUUCGGUAGUUUCGGGUCACGAUCACCUUUAUAAUUUGCAAAUGCUCGAAGCUGCAUACCACAGGCUUCCCCAGCCCAAGGACUCUGAGCGUGCGAAAACUUAUAUUCCGAGGCACCCUUCAGUGACCCCUGCUAGUUACCCACAGAUUCAGGCACCGAUUGUGACAAAUCCUGCUUUUUGGGAAAGGCUCGGUAGUGAUACAUUGUCUACAGAUAUGUUAUUCUUUGCAUUCUACUAUCAGCAGAACUCGUACCAACAGUAUUUGGCCGCCAAAGAACUAAAAAAGCAGUCAUGGAGAUUUCACAGGAAGUACAAUACUUGGUUCCAACGGCAUGUGGAGCCACAGGUCACGACCGAUGAGUAUGAGCGGGGAUCGUACGUGUACUUUGAUUUUCAUCUCGCAGAUGACGGCAAUGGGUGUGCCAAAGGAUCAAGAACGACUUCACAUUUGAAUACAACUUCCUUGAGGAUGAACUGUCAGUACAACCAAACUAGGGCACUAGGGCUGAUCAAAGCGUUUGAUCAAUGCGACUCAUGUAAUUUUCAGAAUGGAACUGUUGGAACCUGGAACAAAUUCAAAUUCCCCAGUUGUAAGUUGUAA
Molecule: messenger RNA, 2673 nt
Organism: Triticum turgidum subsp. durum (durum wheat)
Lineage: Eukaryota; Viridiplantae; Streptophyta; Magnoliopsida; Poales; Poaceae
Source: the annotation of a GenBank genome assembly